Molecule: messenger RNA, 2925 nt
Organism: Drosophila innubila
Lineage: Eukaryota; Metazoa; Arthropoda; Insecta; Diptera; Drosophilidae
Gene: Cpsf6
Product: cleavage and polyadenylation specificity factor subunit CG7185
Exons: 7
Coding region: 340-2313 (657 amino acids)
Biological process (GO): mRNA alternative polyadenylation
Cellular component (GO): mRNA cleavage and polyadenylation specificity factor complex
Molecular function (GO): mRNA binding
Source: RefSeq, a predicted model, not a curated record
CGGUCACUCUGCACAUCUCCGCCAUUUUAGCUGCUGCAGAAAAUUUUUUUCGCAACAAAAGUAGAAAAACGCCGUGUUGUUUAUAAUGUAAAUAAAAUAUAUGUAUAUAUAACAUAUACGUAAGAACAAAAUAAAGAAUUACUUGUCAACUACGGUCGCUACUUUCAUUAAAACGUUCGCCGCUUGCCGGUGGUUGCUUGUUUGACUGUACGAGCGGCUUGUGGUUGUGUGCGUGUGUGUGGGUAAAAGUGGAAAAAAGUGGUCACCGCACCGCUAAAUAAAUAAGUUGGUCGCGUGCAUUUCGAAUUAAAUUCGGUCCAGUUUAAAGCUCACGCAACCAUGGCCGACGGCGUGGUGCUGGACUUGUAUGCUGAAGAUUUGGACAAAGAUUUUGCCGGGCAAGCUCAGGAUGAAUUUGGUGGUGAUGGCGUCGAUUUGUACGAUGACAUCGGCGGCCCCACCGAACCAGUAGCUGCAGGCGGCGGUGGCGGUGGUGGAACGCCAACGGGCGAUAGCACUUCCGGCCCUGGAUCUGUGGAUGGCUCUUCGAGUGGCGUUGGACCCAAUGGAGUUUACCAUCAGGGUAGUGGUAACCAAACUCCAACGAUGAACCGCCGCUAUCAACUGUAUGUGGGCAAUUUAACCUGGUGGACAACCGAUCAGGACAUCUCCAAUGCUUUGCGUGACAUUGGUGUUAACGAUCUGCAAGAAGUAAAGUUCUUCGAAAAUCGUGCAAAUGGUCAAUCGAAAGGCUUCAGCGUAAUAUCGCUGGGUUCAGAGCCAAGUCUACGCACUGUACUCGAUCAAUUGCCCAAAAAGGAAAUGCACGGCCAGACCGUAGUAGUCACUUAUCCAAGUAAGCAGGCACUCACGCAAUUCGAGAGCCUGCAAAAGACACGUCCAGUGCCGCCUCCGCAGCAAAACGGACCACCACGUGGUCCGGCCCCGCCAAAUAUGGGUGGGCCAAUGCAGCAGCAUCCAGGUGGUGUGCCUCAGGGUGUACCACCAGGCCAUGCUCCUCGAAUGAAUCCCAGCAUGCAGCCUGGUCAAUAUCGGCCACACAUGUCUCAAGUGCAGCAGGUGGGACCAAACUCUGGACCUCCACGAAUGCAGCCGCCAAUGCAUCAACAAGGCGGGCCUAUGGGCAACCAACAACCGCCUCCCAGGUAUCCGCCAGCGCAAGGUCAAUGGCCAGGCCAACGUCCCGGUGGGCCCAGACCGGGUCCACCAAAUGGACCUCUGCAACGACCACCAAUGUUCCAGGGUCCAAUGGGUAUGCCAGUACGGGGUCCAGGUCCGGGUCCGGACUGGCGACGUCCGCCUAUGCACGGCGGUUUUCCGCCGCAAGGACCGCCACAGGGUCCACCGCAUAUGCAGGGCCCUCCACGUCCUCAAAUGGGUCCUGGGCCACCGCCCGGUUCGAGUGGACCUCAUGGCGCGCCAGCACCGCACGUGAAUCCAGCAUUUUUCAAUCAACCCGGCGGCCCACCACCGCAUCCGGGCAUGGGUGGUCCACCGCAUGGCCAGCCAGGACCGCAGCCGGGUAUGAAUAUGCCACCACAGCACGGACCGCUUCCACAUUUUGCACAACAAGGUGGGCCACGCAAUCCUUGGCCAGGUCCACCCCAAGGAAAACCGCCGGGAGCGUUCCCCGAUCCACAAAUGGGUCCGCAGCUAACGGAGGUUGAAUUCGAAGAGGUUAUGAGCAGGAACCGAACCGUCAGCAGUUCGGCAAUUGCCAGAGCUGUGUCGGAUGCUGCGGCAGGUGAAUAUUCGAGCGCCAUUGAGACGCUGGUGACUGCCAUCUCACUUAUCAAGCAAUCCAAAGUUGCGCACGAUGAGCGCUGUAAGAUUCUGAUUAGUUCACUGCAGGACACAUUGCAUGGCAUCGAAGCCAAGAGCUAUAAUCGUAGAGAGCGUUCCCGAUCAAGGGAUCGCUCUCAUCGUAGCCGGCAACGUCGUGAACGAUCAACAUCACGCUACCGGGAACGCUCCCGUGAACGAGAACGCGACCGCGAUCGUGAGCGUGAGCGUGAUGGAGGCAGCUACCGGGAACGUUCACGUAGUCGAGAGCGUGAGCGUCAGGCGCAGGACCACUACAGGGACGAUAGCAGCAGCCGCUCCGCACGACCACGUAAAUCGCCGGAGCCCGUUGUUGCAGAAACCGCAGAAGCGCCCUCAUCUAAACGUUACUAUGAGGAACGAGAGCGGUAUCGUUCAUCGGAUCGGGAGCGUCGUGACCGGGAUCGAGACCGUGAGCGUGAGCGCGAACGUGAUCGGGAUAGGCGUGAGGAGCAUCGUUCCAGGCAUUGACUGCUACAUAAGCGAUAGCAAAAGUAACGAAAAUCAAUACACUCACACACAACUCCUAGACACUCUUAUUAACACAUAAUAAUAAUAAUGCAGCAAAUUCCGCAAGCUGAAGCGCCGACACAAGUUUAACAUAUUUUGAUUUGUAUCUAACAUUACCAAUACGUAGGAUAUGAAUAUAUGGCAUAACAUAGUUUCUCCUAGACGUACUAAAGUAAGCCGAAAUGUUGACACGCCUCUACAAUAACAAUAACACAACACAAUCUAACGACGGACUCUUACGCCCACACAAAUCCAAAUCCACACUCAACCUUCAUGAUGCAACCAGCUUAAGGCAGCCGAAUAAAGCCGUCAUCGCGGGACAGGACGAGGAUGGACAGCAGCUACAGACAAAUGAACAUCAAUAGAACAUCAUAGUCGUCUUCACCGCAGAAUUUCAAUAUUAUUGUACUUUAAUAUUUCGGUUUAUUUAAUAAAACAUAUAUAUAUGAAAAACAGAAAAAAAAUAUUGUUCGAACAAAAAAAAAUUACUUAAACUGUCUUGCGUUGUGUGUCUUCUUUGUACCUUAUAAAAUAACAAAAAUAUAGUUUACGAAAUUAUAUGUUUAAAUUGUA